AGGUAACAAAAAACGAUGUCGGCUCUACACAUCGCCCGUCUUUUUCUUCUGAUUGCUAUUAUGUCGACAGUAGUCAGUACAUAUGCUGUUUUGCCAUCAGGAGAAAUCCUCUUCCGGCGACCAGCAUCCUUGUUUGACCGAGCCGCCGACUACUCCGAUGACGUGGCAAAGUUUGACGAGAGUCGGGACAAACGAGAGCUCGAUGGAAUUGACACACAAUUGAGCAAACGGACCAACUUGAAACGGCUUGUGAUUUUAUCAGCACGUGGAUUUGGAAAGAAGUGAUCAAUUCGAAUAAGGAAUCGGCAAAAUCAAAAUGGCGAAUGAUUGGUGUGGUGUGGACUCCCUUGCACAAAUUCUCUCGAGUUUUAAUUUUCUUAUUUAUUUGGAAUCUAAGUUUACAAAAUUAGAAGCAUAAUCUCCCUCUCCUCCGACCCUCUCUUAAUUUCUGUCCGUCUUUUUCUACGUGUUCUUGCAUAAUUCUAAAAUCGUAUUAUUAUGCUUCAUCUAUUUUAGCGUUGUUGGCCUGAAAUCUCCCUUUUUAAGUUAGCUGUGUUUCUCCUCAAUUUGGUUUAAAUUAUGCUUAAGCUGAAAAUUUCAAAUCAAAAACUUUUUUUUUGUUUUGAAAUUUUGAAUUGAAUAUUACGAUGAUGAUUUAAUGAAUGAUUGACUAUGUU
Messenger RNA from Caenorhabditis elegans, 677 nucleotides. It is a transcript of the gene nlp-59, whose product is annotated as Neuropeptide-Like Protein. The transcript has 2 exons. Lineage: Eukaryota; Metazoa; Nematoda; Chromadorea; Rhabditida; Rhabditidae. The record is from RefSeq and is marked reviewed. Bases 16 to 285 code for a protein of 89 amino acids.